Coccidioides posadasii C735 delta SOWgp is the source of this 1589-nucleotide messenger RNA. RefSeq lists its product as uncharacterized. Lineage: Eukaryota; Fungi; Ascomycota; Eurotiomycetes; Onygenales; Onygenaceae. The record is from RefSeq and is a predicted model, not a curated record.
GACGUGCCACAUGUUUUGCUUCUGUCAGGCUCCUUCAUUUAACCCCCCGUCCCCGCCAAUUUUUGCACGGCCCUGAUGAAGGGCCCAACUUGCCGAGAAAGUCACAAUCUUUGCACCAUGGCCUUGCCCAGGGGAGUGGCGAGCGCAAAUACGAUCAUCUUUCGCUGAAUUCAUUGCGGGAAUUGGAAACCGUCCUUUUCAGGCGCUGGAAGGGGCCCUGGCGCCCGUGUUCGAGAUGCGGUUCGACGGCCUAACCGGAGAGUAUCAAGAGAGAAGUUUUACCGUCAAAGUCGCGAUUGCGACGUUUAUCGGGAUUGCAUGGUAUAAUGCAGUUGAACUCUGUGUCCUCGUCUUCGUCACCUUCACACGAUUUGAAGGGCUUUACUUCUGGAGUCUGCUCGUCGCCGGUGUUGCCGGUGUGGUGCCGUACUCUGUUGGCUACUUGAUCAAAUUCUUCCACUUGAUGGACUCUGUCUGGCUCUCGAUCGUUUUCAUUUCAAUUGGUUGGUGGUUCAUGGUUACAGGUCAAUCAUUUGUACUUUAUUCGAGACUGCAUUUGGUUCAACGUGACCAAAAACUGCUUCGGCGUGUGCUAGCUGUCAUCCUCGCCAAUGUUUUGGUCCUCCAUGUCCCAACGACGAUCUUAACGUUUGGGUCAAAUUCGGGCGCUGGUGAAAGAUUCGUCAGGGCGUACGCGAUAAUGGAAAAGAUACAGAUGACCGGUUUCUGCCUUCAGGAAUUACUCCUUUCGACUCUUUACAUUAUCGAGGCGAUCAAAAUAUUACGGCUAUCAUCGGAAAAUGGAAACCGACGGAUCAUGUACCAGUUGCUGAGUAUCAACUUAAUGUUUAUCGUAAUGGAUAUGGGCCUCUUGGGCGCCGCCUACGCCAGUCUCUACGCAAUAGAAACAACCCUCAAAGCGACAAUCUACAGUAUCAAGCUGAAACUUGAAUUUGCAGUCCUGGGGAAGCUCGUUCGUCUUGUCAAUCCUCACUCGUGGAACCCGGGGUUUAACCGUGGGCCGAAUGGACUUCCCGAUUUCGUCGACGCCAGCCGUUUAACAAGCGACGUGACCCACGCCCCAGCCUCAAGGAGCGAUCCUCUAAAACCACCAUGGGCGCUGCAUGGGGACCCAGACAUGGCGAUGAAUGAGCAGUGUGGUUCUCAGUAUAAUGCUUCGAAGGCGACGCGGUCCACGCACUCGAGUGCGUGGAACACACUCUUUCCAAGGAAUUCUGCCAUGCCAGAGAAUGCUACUAUGCCGGUAGAUAUUGUUUCUGGGGUGCUACCAUCACCAAGAACCAGCCGGGCACACAGCCUUCCAAGCUGGCAUUCGUCAUGAAUGGUUGCCGUGAGGGAGAAGAAGAAGAAAGAAAGAAAGAAAGAAACCUCGAUUAUAAAGGAUGGCCUUGUGGAAGACUGGGAAAAUGGGGUUCGGCAUAACUACACGGUGCGAAUGUACUCCGUAUGCCCGGUCUUUAUUCUUCCGUCCACCCAUAGCCACACACCCCAAAGAAAUCCUGUUUUGGAUACGGAAGACUUAUGGAGUAGAGUUACAUGUUUCUGAAUGAUACCCAUGAACUGUACAU